GCGGCUUGGUCGGGGGCUGCGCGUCCUGCGGAGCCCUGCGGACGAGUGACUCUGCCCGAGCCUCGGGGACGGGGACAGGGGCAGGGAGGCUCGGCCUGUCGGCGGCCGCCCGCGGGCUCCGCGCACCAUGAGCUGGUGCGGCAGCGGCGAAGGGUGGAGCUGGGCUCCCUUCGUGGAAGGUCCCAGUACUUCCAGGCAGCAGAACCAGCCUCAAGGGCACUAUGGACUUACCUCUCCAAUUAGCUUGGCUCCUCCUAGUGAUAAAGACCACGUUCAUACUCAGAAGCUGAUUGAAGCAAUGAAGCCAUUUGGGGUGUUUGAGGAUCAGGAAGAGCUCUAUCACAGGACAACUGUUCUUGGUAAACUGAAUAACUUUGUCAGAGAAUGGAUUUCAGAACUUGCUGAAAGCAAGAAUCUUCCCCCUUCAAUAACAGAACAAGUUGGUGGCAAGAUAUUUACAUUUGGUUCCUACAGACUAGGAGUGCACACCAAAGGUUCGGACAUUGAUGCCCUUUGUGUUGCUCCCAGUCAUGUGGAAAGAUCAGAUUUUUUUCAGUCAUUCUUUGAAAAACUGAAGAAUCAAGGGGAAGUGAAAAACCUGAGAGCCAUUGAGGAUGCAUAUGUACCAGUUAUCAAAUUUGAGUUUGAUGGCAUUGAGAUUGAUCUGGUGUUUGCAAAGCUGUCUUUGCCAACGGUUUCUGAUGAUCUCGAUCUCAGGGAUGACUCGUGCCUCAAAAGCCUGGAUAUAAGAUGCAUACGGAGCUUGAAUGGCAGCAGGGUUACAGAUGAAAUACUGCGCCUGGUGCCCAACCUGGAGAACUUCCGGCUCACGCUCCGUGCAGUUAAGCUGUGGGCAAAACGACGUGGUGUUUACUCCAACAUCAUGGGAUUUCUUGGUGGAGUCUCCUGGGCAAUGCUGGUAGCAAGAAUAUGUCAACUCUACCCGAAUGCUUUGGCCUCUACUCUCGUUAACAAGUUCUUCUUGAUCUUUUCAAAAUGGGAUUGGCCAAAGCCAGUGUUGCUGAAACGACUUGAUGAGAGCUUUCUUAAUUUGCCAGUCUGGGACCCUAGGGUGAACCCAUCAGACCGGUACCACGUGAUGCCCAUCAUCACCCCGGCCUAUCCACAGCAGAACUCCACAUACAACGUGUCUGUGUCAACACGAGCAGUCAUGGUAGAGGAGUUCCAACGUGGUCUUGAAGUUACAGAUGAGAUCCUGAAAGGAAAAUCAGACUGGUCAAAGCUCUUUGAACCACUGAACUUCUUUCAGAAGUACAAGUAUGUAUGA
Molecule: messenger RNA, 1288 nt
Organism: Ficedula albicollis (Collared flycatcher)
Lineage: Eukaryota; Metazoa; Chordata; Aves; Passeriformes; Muscicapidae
Product: poly(A) polymerase gamma-like
Exons: 12
Coding region: 128-1288 (386 amino acids)
Cellular component (GO): nucleus
Molecular function (GO): poly(A) RNA polymerase activity
Source: RefSeq, a predicted model, not a curated record